AUGUUUUGUGCAUCUAUAGCUCUCUUUGGAACUAUUUUUUUGGGUUUUCUUGGAUAUUUGGUUCAAAUUCAAAUGCCUUUUUUGAAGUUCAAAAUGCUUGAUAGACAAACAACAUAAAAUGCUUUAUAUACAUCAUCCAUUGUAAAAUUAACAAUAUAAAUUUAGAUCUAUUUUGUGUUAUUUCUUGUUAUUUUAUUGUAUGACUGUUUCAAAACCAAACCUUAUCCUCAAUAUAAAGUAUAUCAAUAAUGGAAAUACGAAAUAUAUUGA
Molecule: messenger RNA, 270 nt
Organism: Paramecium primaurelia
Lineage: Eukaryota; Ciliophora; Oligohymenophorea; Peniculida; Parameciidae
Source: the annotation of a GenBank genome assembly